AUGCUGCCAGGCACCCCGAGACACCACGCACCGCCCCCCUCGAGCACCCCUCCGCCGACCAAAGCUGCCACAGCCGCUGCCGACCUGCCGCGUCCCUCGUCCCCGUCCCCGCCGGCGCACCGCCAGCAGCCCCAUGCCAGCGCGUCCACGGGCUCUGACACGACCACCAGCGCAGAGCUGUCCGAGCUGACUUCGUCGUCGUCGUCGCGCGACUCGAUCCCUACGCUGGACCCGGCUGCGGAGCUGCGCCGCCGUGAAACAACGCCCCAGAAGCCGGGCAAGAACCCCAGACGCGCCAAAACACACAAGACGAACAAAUGGACUAGCAACGGCGCCGGGUCCUCGGAUAGCACAGGUUCAGAACGCAAGACGUCGGUGCCGCAGGUGCCCCGCCACACCGCCCAGAGCGCUGCUUCGUCGCCCCAGAGCGCGCGCUCGCUGCAGAGACAGCAGUCGCACACCCACGCCGCCGUGCAGCAAGGACGCGCCAUGGCCACCACGUACGGGGGCCCGGCGGGCGACUCGCGGCGGGGGGUCGCCUCUCCCAGGCCCAAGGGCCGCGAAGCGAAGAACACCUUCUGCCGCAAUGUCACCAUCUACGGCCACUGCCGCUACGAGAACACCUGUCCGUAUAUCCACGAUUCCACCAAGCUGGGUCAAAACGAAAACAAAAUGAAGCGCUUCAACGUAGACUCUCCCUCCUUCACCCCGCUGCAAGCCAGCACCAACGGAGCUCUCACCCCCUCGUCGCGGAGCGCCGCAAUCUCCCCCAAAGCUGCAAAUGCCGCCAUAUUCACCCCCAAGUCGCAGCGUUCAGCUGCAAGCACGCCUAGCCUGCAGACGAAGGAGCCUGCCGUGGAAUGGCAUCCGCAGCAACAGGACUUCACCGAGUUUGUGCCCGGCCAGACAUUUGACAAUCAGAUGGUGGACCCCAACGCGCAGGCGCAAGCCUUGAGCUACGACCCCUUUACUGCAUCUUCUGCUAUAUCUGCCAUUACAAGCUCUGGCCACCAAACUGGCGCCAUCAAUCCCUAUGCUCAGGACCCUUCCCUCUCUGGCGCAUCGUAUUUCCAGAACGCGGGUGGAUUUCAGUCAUCACCCGCUUACCACCUCUAUUGGCCGGUCGGUCCUCAGCCAACGGGCCUGCUGGCGUACCAGCGCACCGCCCAUGACUUUUUCAUCCCAGACUCUGUGCGCGAGGAUCUACAAAAGAAAGCAGAGAUAUCCAGACAGGUCGCGUCAAAUUCUUCAAUACCUCCUAUAGAACAGUUCCAUUCUCUCUUCUGCUUGGACACGUCGCCGCAGAAGAACCAGUCGAUAUUUGGCUAUACGAACUGGGUGUACAAAGCCGUUUCCAGUAAGGAUGGAAACAUGUACGCCCUGCGUCGCUUGGAAAACUUCCGACUCACCAACGAGACCGCCAUACGCUCUGCCCAAGCUUGGAAGCGAAUACUGAAUGGCAGUGUGGUCACAAUCCACGAAGCCUUCACAACGCGGGCAUUCGGAGACAGCUCGCUCAUUAUUGUGACCGAUUACCACCCAAAUUCGAAGACGCUUGCCGAAGAACACUUCAAACAGGUGCCAAUGCAGCGCUAUCACGGCAGGCAGGCGGCAUCCUCACAUGUACCUGAGCAGGUGCUUUGGGGCUACUUGGUACAAAUCGCAUCCGCACUCAAGGCAAUCCAUGGUUCUGGCCUGGCUGCGAGAUUGAUUACGCCCUCAAAGAUCAUAUUAACAUCCAAAAAUCGGAUUCGACUCAAUGCCUGUGGAAUCCUGGACGUUGUGCAACAUGAAACCGCCCGACCUCUUCCAGAGAUGCAAGCAGACGAUCUCCUUCAACUCGGUCGGUUAAUCCUUUGCAUUGCAAAUGGAAACUUGUCUGCACAUUUGAAUAUGCAGAAGUCUAUGGACUACAUCACACGGAGCUAUACCGCCCGUUUGAAAGAGUGUAUACAAUGGCUGGUUAGCCCACAAGCAAGCACCAGUGCGCCUUCUUCGCCGACAACACCCGGAACCGUUCACAAGGAUAUUGACACGUUCUUGGGCGGCAUUGCAGACCAGAUGGCGACAGUCUUUGAUAGCGAGCUACAUGCGCAGGACACGCUGACCAACACUCUUGCUCGCGAGCUCGAGUCGUCACGCAUUGCGCGUUUACUCAUCAAGCUGAACUUUGUCAAUGAACGUCCGGAGCUCGACGCAUCACAGCACGUACCUGGCAGCACAGCACCGACUGCCUCAUCCCUUUGGGCGGAGACCGGGGACCGAUAUUAUCUCAAGCUCUUCCGCGAUUACGUUUUCCACCAGGUCGAUGCGAACGGCCAUCCUGUAACAAAUCUGGCGCAUGUUCUCGACUGCCUAAACAAACUAGAUGCCGGGACGGAAGAGAAGAUUAUGCUGGUCAGCCGCGACGAACAGAAUGUGCUCAUUGUCAGUUAUAGAGAGUUGAAACGUGGACUAGAAUCCAGCUUCCAGGAUUUGAUUCGAGCGGGACGGCAGUCGGGGAAAUAG
Paraphaeosphaeria sporulosa is the source of this 2508-nucleotide messenger RNA. RefSeq lists its product as uncharacterized. The record is from RefSeq and is a predicted model, not a curated record. Lineage: Eukaryota; Fungi; Ascomycota; Dothideomycetes; Pleosporales; Didymosphaeriaceae. Gene Ontology annotation, molecular function: poly(A) binding; ATP binding; protein kinase activity. Gene Ontology annotation, cellular component: PAN complex; P-body. Gene Ontology annotation, biological process: mRNA processing; protein phosphorylation; nuclear-transcribed mRNA poly(A) tail shortening. The transcript has 5 exons. Bases 1 to 2508 code for a protein of 835 amino acids.